Molecule: messenger RNA, 324 nt
Organism: Drosophila serrata
Lineage: Eukaryota; Metazoa; Arthropoda; Insecta; Diptera; Drosophilidae
Product: larval cuticle protein 65Ag1-like
Cellular component (GO): chitin-based extracellular matrix
Molecular function (GO): structural constituent of chitin-based larval cuticle
Source: RefSeq, a predicted model, not a curated record
AUGAAAUUCGCCGUCGUCCUCGCCUUCGCUGCCCUCUUCGCCGUGACCCUGGCCGCUCCUGCUGAUCAGGACGUUACCGUCCUCCGUUCGGACUCUGAUGUCGGACCCGAGAGCUUCAAAUACGACUGGGAGACUAGCGAUGGCCAGGCUGCCAAUGCUCAGGGACAGCUGAAGAACAUUGGAUCCGAGAAUGAGGCCAUCUCCGUCCAGGGCUCCUACCGCUUCGUUGCCGAUGAUGGCGUCACCUACGAGGUCAAGUACAUCGCCGACGAGAACGGAUUCCAGCCCCAGGGUGCCCAUCUGCCCGUUGCCCCCGCGGCCUAA